CGUUUAUGGUUGCCAACGUUCAACCAAUAAAAACUGUGAUAACAACCUUCCCGGAUUUUUAUUUUCUAUAACACAAAACUCAACUAAAAUUAGUGAAAAACCUAACUUUUCGAUAAUUCCUUACAGUUCUCAACCCAACGUUACGGAAAAUGCCUGCAUUUAAAGUUAAAGUUAAAUGGGGGAAAGAGACCUAUCCGGACAUUGAAGUUAACACAGAGGAACCUCCCAUGUUGUUUAAAGCUCAAUUAUUUGCUUUAACUGGGGUACAACCAGAGAGACAAAAAGUUAUGCUUAAGGGUGUUACAUUAAAAGAUGAGGAUUGGAGUAAUUUCAAGUUAAAGGAUGGUACUACAAUUUUACUUAUGGGUAGUAAAGAGGAAGAUGUGCCUGUAGAACCUGUUGAAAAAACGAAAUUUGUUGAAGAUAUGAAUGAAAGUGAGUUAGCAACAGCACUUGAUUUACCAGCAGGAUUAACAAAUCUUGGAAAUACAUGCUAUAUGAAUGCUACUGUUCAAUGUUUAAAGACUGUUCCUGAGUUGAGAGAAGCUCUGCAAAGCUAUCAAGGAGCUGUUAUGGCACAAGGUGGAAUUGUUCCAGCACAUUCAAUAACAGCAGCUUUACGAGAUCUUUAUUCGAGCAUGGAUAAAGGAAGCACAAUUCCUCCUAUUAUUUUAUUACAAGUACUUCAUUUAGCCUUCCCAAGAUUUGCUGAAAAAGGUGAACAUGGAAGUUUCACACAACAGGAUGCUAAUGAAUGCUGGACUGAAAUGGUGAGAAUGCUUCAACAAAAGCUACCUGCUAAAAACAGCACAAGUACUGAAGGUCAUAAAUCGUUAAUUGAUCAAUAUUUUGGAGGAAGUUUCGAUGUCGAAUGGAAAUGUUCUGAAACAGAUGAUGAACCCCCUACAAAAAGUAAAGAACAAUUCUUACAAUUGAGCUGUUUUAUAUCACAAGAUGUAAGAUAUAUGCAUUCCGGUUUACGAAAUAAACUCCAAGAACAAAUUGUAAAAAUGUCUUCAACAUUAAACCGAGACGCUGUGUAUAUAAAAACAGCAAAAAUUAAUCGAUUACCCGCUUAUCUUACCGUUCAAUUUGUUCGAUUUUAUUACAAAGAAAAAGAAUCGAUUAAUGCAAAAAUCUUGAAAGAUGUUAAAUUUCCUAUUGAUUUUGACGCCUUUGACUUAUGCUCGCCAGAAUUACAGGAAAAAUUAGCUCCAAUGAGACUCAAAUUUAAAGAACGCGAAGAUAAAUUAGUUGAGGAAGCUGCAAAAGUUGGAGAGAAACAAAAAAAUAAAGGAGAUGGAAAAGAAAAAGUUAAACCGAAAUACGCCCCAUUUCAUUUCGAUGAUGAUUUGGGUAGUAAUAACAGCGGAUAUUACACUUUACAAGCUGUUUUAACUCAUAGAGGACGUUCAUCUUCUAGUGGUCAUUAUGUCGGUUGGGUUAAACAAUCUGAUGAUGUUUGGCUUAAAUGCGACGAUGACAAAGUUUCACCUGUUACAUCUGAAGAUGUUUUAAAAUUAUCUGGAGGAGGGGAUUGGCAUUGUGCUUAUGUACUUUUAUAUGGCCCACGUUUAUUAGAAUUAGAUGAAGCACCUAUAGAAGAAAUGAUCACAGAAUAAGUUAAAACAAUAAUGUUUAUUAAGAUAUUUAGCUUUGUAUCUUCUUUUUUUAUAUAUAAUUUGGCAUUAA
This is a messenger RNA of Onthophagus taurus, 1692 nucleotides long. It is a transcript of the gene Usp14, whose product is annotated as Ubiquitin specific protease 14. The record is from RefSeq and is a predicted model, not a curated record. Gene Ontology annotation, biological process: proteasome-mediated ubiquitin-dependent protein catabolic process; regulation of proteasomal protein catabolic process; protein deubiquitination. Gene Ontology annotation, molecular function: protein binding; proteasome binding; cysteine-type deubiquitinase activity. Lineage: Eukaryota; Metazoa; Arthropoda; Insecta; Coleoptera; Scarabaeidae.